AUGUUAAAUAUUUUCGAAUCUACAUUGAAUACCACUUUAUUUAAUGCUUCAAGAACUUCACAUGGGAUAAUGAAAGUUUUAACAUCAUGGUAUUUAUUUGAAUUUAUUCGUAUUUCAGCUCAUAUUUUGUUAGCAUUCGCUCUCUUUCCUCAAAUAAUUCAUCUAUUUAAGUAUCGAACAAGAUAUAUAGCUGGUAUUAGUUAUAUAUGGGUUAUAAUUCGAAUAUUAGCUCUGAUAUUAUUAGCAGUCGGAAAUACUUUAGGAUGGGCAUCGAUAUUUCAAUUUGUUACAUUCUUAUUGAGCAUGAUCAUUUUUUUUCAAAUAAUUGCCUUUUCAAAUAAUCUUCAUCGAGAAAAUAAAAAAAUUUUAAUAGUGACUAGUUUAUUUUUCUGGAUUAUUGGUUUAAUUCUAAUCUUUUUCUUUGGAAAACAACACUGCUUGAUGAAAAAUAUUGGCUAUAUUUUAAUGGCGAUUCAAAUGUUACCACAAAUUUUACUUAAUUCAUUAUUGCAAACAACUAAGGCUAUAUCAAAGUUUUCACUAGUUUUAUUAGCAAUGAGCGACUGUUUCCUAUUUCUAACUAUGAAAAUAAAUCAUUGUCAAAUUAUUCAAUAUAUUUCACUUUAUUAUUCUUUUUCGUUUGUCUUAUUUAUUUGUAUACAAAGUACAAUUUAUACCGAUGAAAAUAUACAUUUGAUAUCUCGCUCAUCUCAUACUGUUCUUACACCAGGCAUCGAUAUGUUUACAGGACUUGAUAUAAAUCGAGUAGACAGCAUAGGACAAGAUCCACAAAUGUUCGCCAUUGACGAUCUCGAAUUAGUAGACGGAUCAAGUAUUAUUUAUCAACCAAUUACAACAAACAAAUCAUCAACACAAAAAAAGAAACAAACAAGACAAAAAUGUGUUUGGUAUGCUCAACUUGGUUUCAUUAUUUUGAUGGAAGUUGCUGUUACAGUAAUACUCAUUGAUUAUGUUUGGUCAUCAUGGAUAAUAUUUAUUCCUAUUUCUAUUCCUGUUAUCUUCGUUUUUCUUUUACUACGUACUAAAUUAAGACUUUUCCCAACGAAAAACUUCAAAACAAUUUUAUAG
This is a messenger RNA of Rotaria socialis, 1089 nucleotides long. The record is from the annotation of a GenBank genome assembly. NCBI's taxonomy places the organism in Eukaryota, Metazoa, Rotifera, Eurotatoria, Philodinida, Philodinidae.